AUGACAACAUCAUCAACAUCAUCGACGAAUGUUAGAAAAAGAAAGACAUUGUCUGAAAAUGAUAAUGCCAUACAACGUAGAAAACAAAGAAAUCGAGCAAAGGAAUUAAGAGCAAAAGCAUCAAGUCUUUGCAAUGAAUGGUCGGAUCUCAAACGAAAUUUAGAAGUUUUAGAUAAUAAAUACAAACAUUUACUCGAAACUAGGAAGAUGAACGAAAAAUAUUUUAGAGAUUAUGAAAAAAGAACGAAUGAAGCCUCCACUAUCAAAGAUUAUAUAAUUUCUUCAAAUGCCAAGGUCCAAAGAGCUCAAGGCAGGGAGUUAGAAAAAAUAAUAUCAAAUCUUGACGAAGAAUUGCCGGAUCUCAAACAAAAAAUAGAGAUUGAAAAAGACAAUUACGAAAAUUUAUUCGAAUCUUACGAGAGAAAUGAAUCUGGUUUUGCACCAGAUCUAUCUUUCGCGGAUGAUUUGUUUAUGGGUGAAAACAAUACAAACAACAUAAAUAAUAAUGGCAAUAAUAACAGUGAUGAUAUAGAAAGUAAUAGAAAUGAAUCAAAUGAUUUGUCUAUGGGUGACAACAAUACGAACAAUCAAAAUCAACUCAAUAAUAACGCUGAUAUUGAUUUCACUAGCCUGCUUAACAAUGAUGAUUUAGACAGUCUCUUCAACAGUCUCUUCAACAAUGAUGAUUUAGACAACAGUCUCUUCAACAGUCUCCUUUCAACAAUGAUGAUGUGA
This is a messenger RNA of Ambispora leptoticha, 735 nucleotides long. The record is from the annotation of a GenBank genome assembly. NCBI's taxonomy places the organism in Eukaryota, Fungi, Glomeromycota, Glomeromycetes, Archaeosporales, Ambisporaceae.